Messenger RNA from Hevea brasiliensis (rubber tree), 1518 nucleotides. Its product is annotated as peptidyl-prolyl cis-trans isomerase FKBP42. The transcript is spliced from 8 exons. The record is from RefSeq and is a predicted model, not a curated record. The coding region runs from base 173 to 1273 and encodes 366 amino acids. Gene Ontology annotation, molecular function: peptidyl-prolyl cis-trans isomerase activity; protein binding. Lineage: Eukaryota; Viridiplantae; Streptophyta; Magnoliopsida; Malpighiales; Euphorbiaceae.
AAAAUUAUAAAAAAAAAAAAAAUAAUAAUCCCUCCUCUCGUUCUCUCUCCAGAAUCUUCUUCGAUCGUUACAAAACAAACACAUUCGUUUGCUGUCUCUCUCUCUACGGCUAACCUGUCUCUCCUAGAAGCUCUCCAGAUCCUAAAAUUCUAGUGGAAGGUUUUUCUGAGUAAUGGAGGUUGUUCAAGAGCAGCAAAGUGAACCGAUCGCAGGCCAAGAAGAUGAAAAUGAAAUAGUUACUGAAAACGCUGCUUUUGUGCAUAGUGAUCCUCCUCAAGUUGGUGAUGGUCCCCCAACAGUUGAUUCUGAGGUUGAAAUCCUACAUGAGAAAGUCACUAAACAAAUCAUUAAGGAAGGACAUGGCCAGAAGCCAACCAAAUAUUCAACAUGCUUCUUGCACUACAGAGCAUGGACUGAAAGCACCCAGCACAAAUUUGAUGAUACAUGGCAUGAACUGCGACCAGUUGAAAUGAUUAUAGGAAAAGAGAAGAAAGAAAUGGCGGGUUUAGCUAUUGGUGUGUCCAAUAUGAAGGCUGGUGAACGUGCCCUUCUACAAGUGGGCUGGGAAUUAGGAUAUGGGAAAGAAGGGAGCUUUUCUUUCCCAAAUGUUCCACCAAUGGCAGAUAUAAUAUAUGAAGUUGAGCUUAUUGGUUUUGAUGAAACCAAAGAAGGGAAAGCUCGUGGUGACAUGACUGCGGAAGAGAGGAUUGGAGCAGCAGAUCGAAGAAAAAUGGAUGGAAAUGCUUUAUUUAAAGAGGAGAAACUUGAGGAGGCCAUGCAACAAUAUGAAAUGGCCAUUGCUUAUUUGGGUGAUGACUUCAUGUUCCAAUUGUUUGGCAAAUAUCGGGACAUGGCAUUGGCAGUUAAGAAUCCUUGCCACCUUAACAUGGCAGCAUGUCUGAUAAAGCUUAAACGCUAUGAAGAAGCCAUUGGGCAAUGCAGUAUUGUAUUAGGAGAGGAUGAAAACAAUGUAAAAGCACUGUUCAGAAGGGGAAAGGCCAGAGCAGAACUUGGGCAAACAGAUGCUGCCCGUGAAGAUUUUCAAAAGGCACGUAAAUUUGCACCUGAAGACAAGGCAAUUGCGAGGGAGAUGCGUUUGAUAGCUCAACAUGAAAAGGCUGUAUAUCAAAAACAAAAGGAGAUAUACAAGGGAAUUUUCGGACCACCACCACAGCCAAAACCUAAGCACACAAAUUUGGUAAUCCGCAUUUGGCAAUGGUUGCUGUCAAUAUUCUACUGCCUCUUUAAGCGUCAAAGGCACAAAUCGGACUAGUUAAAGAAUUCUGAAUUCACAGAAGAAUGAUAACAAUGAAGCAAGAUGUACUAUAAAGUAACAAAUGACCUAAAUGCCAAAGGGGUCAAUGACAUUAUUCUUCGUGUCCCAUUGAAUUUAUUCACCUCUCUACCUGGAUGUGUAUGAACUUUCAAGAUUGUGAAAAAGAUGGUUCUAAUUGUUAGAUUCAACAAUAAACUAAUCAGUUUGUGAAUUGAAUCCUUAUAAAGAGUUCUUACCAUUCA